This is a messenger RNA of Sphaeramia orbicularis (orbiculate cardinalfish), 1365 nucleotides long. RefSeq names its product annexin A2. NCBI's taxonomy places the organism in Eukaryota, Metazoa, Chordata, Actinopteri, Kurtiformes, Apogonidae. The transcript is spliced from 13 exons. The coding region runs from base 139 to 1152 and encodes 337 amino acids. Gene Ontology annotation, molecular function: calcium-dependent phospholipid binding; cytoskeletal protein binding; phospholipase inhibitor activity. The record is from RefSeq and is a predicted model, not a curated record. Gene Ontology annotation, cellular component: plasma membrane; nucleus; cytoplasm.
GCUUGGAAAGGGGAGGGAGAUAAAAGGGGAAGCCUUCUCUGUCAGAAACACUAGAGUGUCAAACUUCCACACCCAUUCCACACAACAACACUAAACCAGUCUCCAUCAUCUCAUCGUUCUCAAGUUAGGACAGUCAAAAUGUCUCUGGUGUCAGAGUUCCUGGGUCAACUGUCUCUCAAUGUUGCGGGAAAUGAACCCACCUUCCCCACUGUGGUACCUGCUGUGGACUUUGACCCUGACAAGGAUGCUGCCAGAAUAGAGACUGCUAUCAAAACCAAAGGAGUGGAUGAGCAGACCAUCAUUGAUGUUCUAACAAAGCGGACCUAUGCUCAAAGGAGAGAAAUUGCUUUUGCAUAUGAAAGGAGGGCAAAGAAGGACAUGAUCUCCGCCCUGAAGGGAGCGCUGUCUGGUUCUCUGGAAACAGUGAUCCUUGGGCUGAUGAAAAGCACAGCCCAGUAUGACGCCUCAGAGAUUCGAGGAUCCAUCAAGGGCUUAGGAACAGAUGAAGACACGCUGAUUGAGAUUUUGUGCUCACGUAGCAACACUGAGCUGAAGGAGAUCAAGAAUGUCUACAAAGAGUUGUUUAAGAAGGACCUGGAGAAAGAUGUUGCGGGUGACACAUCUGGGAACUUUGCUAAGCUGCUCUUGGCUCUGGUUCAGACUCAGAGAGCAGAACCUUCCGCUGUUGUAGAUUAUGAAAAGAUCGAUCAAGAUGCCAGAGCUCUCUAUGAUGCUGGAGUAAGGAUUAAAGGAACUGAUGUGGCAACCUGGAUCUCCAUCAUGUCUGAGAGAAGUGUACCCCAUCUGCAAAAAGUGUUUCAGAGAUACAAGAGCUACAGCCCCUACGACAUGCAGGAAAGCGUUAUGAAGGAGGUUAAAGGAGAUCUGCAAAGGUCUUUUCUGGUGUUAGUUCAGUGCUUUGAAAACAAACAGCUGUUUUUUGCCAACAGACUGCAUGAUGCCAUGAAGAGUAAAGGAGCCAAAGAGAAGAUGGUGACAAGAAUCAUAGUGUCACGCUGUGAAGUGGACCUGAAGAAGAUCUGCUCUGAAUUCAAAGCCCAGUAUGGACAGUCUCUGCACAAGACUGUUUUGGAACACACCAAGGGAGACUAUCAGAAGGUUCUCCUCGGCUUGCUCGGCCAAGAGGAAUAAAAAUGGUUCAUGGUCAAUAACUUCUGGAAAGCUGGACAUCUCAAAAUAAUCAUGAAUAACACACUCACAUAAAACUCUGCAGCACAAGCACAUCCUGCUUUUUCUGCAGAGCAAAUUUAGAAGACGAAAUAGUCUUUUUGUUACAUGAAGAACCUGUACUGCAGCACACUUUUUAAUACGAAAUUUUAAAUAAAGACACAUUAUUGAAAUGAU